UCAGUGGAUCGCGAUUCCGAUCCGGUGGUAGAUUCUGCGAAGCUCUCUUGCUAGGGCUAGUGUUAGCAAAUUCUCUCAGGUUCAACCCACGAGCACAUCUACCCGUUCACGGAUGCUGAAAUAGCCACACAGAGUAACUUCGCCGCGCGGCGUCACCCGCGGUACGACGGAACAUAGCAUCCCGGGACUCAGCUAUCAAUACUAAAAUUUAAUGUUUCCGAAGCAAAGCGAGGGCGGAUCGCUAGUCAAUACAAUAACACAAUCUCACGUUCGGAUGUGUCUGUAUAUCAAAUAAUAAGAACAAAAAGGAUGGGAUAACUAUAGUAAUGGAAAAUAAGCCGCUCGUGGCCGCCAGUCUGGUGGCUUUAUUGGCCCUCGCUUACGCGGAAGAAGCCAAAAAAGCAGAAAAGGAAGUGGCAGUGACCGAUAAGGAACCGGCGGCUGACGACAAGAAACACGAAAAGAGAGGGCUCUUGGACAUCGGCUGGCACGGCGGCUUCGAUGGUGGUUAUGGAGGCGGUGGUUAUGGAGGCGGCGGUCAUUAUGGCGGGCACGAGGAGGUCCACAAAACCGUAACUGUCGUUAAGAAAGUUCCCGUUCCCUACCCCGUCGAAAAGCACAUCCCCUACCCGGUAGAAAAGAAAAUCCCCUACCCCGUGAAAGUGCACGUUCCCCAACCCUACCCCGUUGUCAAACAUGUCCCUUACCCAGUUAAAGAGAUUGUCAAGGUACCAGUUCACGUACCGCAACCCUACCCAGUCGAAAAGAAGGUGCCUUACCCAGUACAUGUCCCAGUCGACAGACCCGUCCCCGUCAAGGUAUAUGUGCCAGAACCUUACCCCGUUGAAAAGAAAGUUCAUGUUCCAGUCGAAGUGCACGUGCCCGCUCCUUACCCAGUAGAGAAAAAAGUACCUUACCCCGUAAAGGUUCCCGUACAUGUGCCUGCUCCUUACCCCGUAUACAAAGAGGUACAAGUACCAGUAAAGGUCCAUGUGGACAGACCCUACCCCGUGCAUAUUCCCAAACCAGUGCCUUACCCCGUCGAGAAGCCCGUCCCAUACCCGGUAGAAAAACCAGUGCCCUACCCCGUUAAAGUACACGUUGACCGCCCAGUGCCCGUCCAUGUCGAGAAGCCAGUUCCGUACCCCGUCAAGGUACCAGUGCCCGCCCCUUACCCCGUCGAGAAGCACAUCCCGUACCCAGUAGAAAAGGCCGUGCCGUUCCCAGUUAACAUCCCCGUCGACAGGCCAUACCCAGUCCACAUCGAGAAGCACGUGCCUGUGCACAUUGAGAAGCCCGUACCGUACCCAGUUAAGGUACCGGUACCAAUCGUCGUCAGCCACGAACAUGGUCACGAACACGGUCACGACUUCGGUCAUCAUGGAGGCUAUUAAGGCUGCAGGAAGCAGACAUCUGAUUGUGAUAUAUAAAUAUAAGCUUAGCACAUAAAAGACGAGGCGUGUGUCACUAAUAGGAUAGUGGUCGGAUUCCAGAUCCUAACGUAUUCCACGUCCUUAGAUCGAACGCACUGACUUAAUACUCUAAGUCUAUGUAUUUUUAAUAUUUUUUUUGUUGUGAUUUUUUUUUUUAAUUAAUUACGUUUGAGUUGAUGUACCUGUUAUGGUUAAGUUACGAAAAGCUGUCUCCAAUUUUUAUUAGUAAUUCGAAAUGAGUAUUAGUUGCUCGUGAAAUAAAAGUUUUUUUUUCGAAUAAUAAACAAA
This is a messenger RNA of Bombyx mori (domestic silkworm), 1721 nucleotides long. RefSeq names its product cuticular protein glycine-rich 12 (gene CPG12). The transcript has 3 exons. The record is from RefSeq and is a predicted model, not a curated record. NCBI's taxonomy places the organism in Eukaryota, Metazoa, Arthropoda, Insecta, Lepidoptera, Bombycidae. Bases 327 to 1394 code for a protein of 355 amino acids.